This is a messenger RNA of Seriola dumerili (greater amberjack), 3754 nucleotides long. RefSeq names its product nuclear GTPase SLIP-GC-like. NCBI's taxonomy places the organism in Eukaryota, Metazoa, Chordata, Actinopteri, Carangiformes, Carangidae. The transcript is spliced from 24 exons. The record is from RefSeq and is a predicted model, not a curated record. Bases 53 to 2560 code for a protein of 835 amino acids. Gene Ontology annotation, molecular function: GTPase activity.
GAGACAUGUUUGAGUGUUAAAGAGGAACUGACAAAAUUUUCUGUUCCUGGACAUGGAUGAGUUUGUUUGUAAUAAAUUAACAGAAUGGGGUCUCAGCAUGUUGAUAGAGAGAUUUGAAGAUGAAGGCAUUGACACAGAAAGUCUUUACUGUCUCGGUGAUCAGGAAAUUGAUACCUUGAUCACAAAAGUGGGAACAAAAGUAAAAUUCAAGAAGAGACUCAAGUUGUUAAAGGCAGAACAAAACCCAGCACAUCAGGAAACAGUUGAUUCUUCUGCUCAUGAGAAUGAAGAAGCAGCUGAUUCUGCUCAGGUCUGGCCCUCCACCAGUGGCACAAGUGAUAAAGGAAAGAGAAAGUUGGAUCUUCAGGGCGGGUCCAAUGAAUGUCAGUCACCAGCCAGUAAACGACGAUGUGACAAAAGACUGGGAUCAUACUCAGAAGAUAUCAUACUCUCUGAUGUGAAAAACAUAAUGAACUAUGUUCAUAUGAGACUACAAAAUGAAGACAACACAAAGCUCAAUGCUUUCCUUAAAAAUAAAAUCUGUGAUUUGGAGACAGACAAGAGGAAGCUGGUCGGUGUGUUUGGUAAAACCGGAGCUGGAAAGAGCUCUCUGAUAAAUGCUGUCAUUGGAGUGAAGAAUCUUUUGCCCUCUGGAAGUGUCAGUGCAUGUACCUCAGUCAUGAUUAAAGUGGAGGCUAACAAGAACAAAAAGUACGAGGCAGACAUUGAGUUCAUCAGAAAAGAGGAUUGGGAAGAUGAAUUGUGGUCCUUGGAUCAUAUUGUUAGGGAUAAUGAGGAUUGGGAAAAGGAUCUUGAUCAUGACACUGUUGACAGGCUGUCAGCACUGUAUGGAGAAGAAUGGAAAAACAUACCAACUAAAAACCUCAUGGACAACAAACAUUUCAGAGAAAUUCCAGAAUUUCUCUUUUCCAAGACAAAGACUUUGACAUGUGAAUCAGCUGGAGAGCUCUCUGCAAAAUAUGUCAAAUACACAAGAAGCGACUUAGAAGAGGGAGAAGGUAUAGACGUAAAGAGGUGGUACUGGCCACUAGUGAAGUGUGUGACUGUCAGGGUGCCUAAUAAUGAUCUUCUCCAGCAUGUCACACUUGUGGAUCUUCCUGGAAAUGGGGACCGUAACAAGAGCAGAGAUAAAAUGUGGAAAGAGAUUGUUGGAAGUUGUUCUACUGUGUGGAUUGUCACUGACAUUAAUCGAGCAGCAUCAGAGAAUGAACCCUGGGAGAUCCUGCAGGAUGCCAGUAGACUCAUGGGAAAUGGUGGCGAGUGUCAGCAAAUUCACUUUAUCUGCACCAAGUCUGAUCUUAUUGAAGAUUCAGAUGAUCAUUCAGCAGCUGCUGUUCGUGCUCUCAUAUUCAAGAGAAACAUGAAAGCCAAGGAAAAAGUGAUGACACAAUUCAAAGCAGAAAACACGAUUAAGAAACACUUCAGUGAUGAGUGUUUCAAAGUAUUUACAGUGAGCGCCAAAGAGUCUCUGAAAAGAAAAUAUCUACAGCGAGAUGACACUGAAAUACCCAAACUGCAGGAAUUUCUGCAAGAGCUCAAUGACUGUCACUCAGUGACAUUAAACUAUGUGUCUGGAGCUUAUGGGAUUCUCUCUCUGAUUCAAGGAGCGAGAUGCAGGGAAGUGGCUGGAAAAAAGAAAGAGGUGUGCACAGAACUUGAAGAAAACAUGAGGCAGGAACUUGAAAAAGUCAGAAAACCCGUGGAAGAGGCUUCUGAGGCUUUUGAAAAAUGCCUUACUGAGGGGGUUGAAGAUUCAAAACGUUUAUGUGAAGCAAAGUUGAAAUCCAUUUUAUAUCCUAGAAAGGCUCCAGGUCAGAGAGGGUCAAUAGGUAGCAGUUUUCACAAGACAUUAAAGUAUGUAGUUGAGAACAACGGCACCUACAAAACAAAAAAACAGAGACAAAUAAAUGUCAAUGAGAAGUUAAGUUCAUGCCUGACUGACAGCAUCGAUGAGGAAUUCAGGAAGACCUUCCCAAAUGAAGGAAAAUGUGGACCGUUCAAUGGAGCCAUCACUGCCUUUUCACUUGACACAGAGAGGCUGAUACAAAAGUACAAAGAGGUUGAACUGCACCUGACUUUUCUCCAGACAGAGGAGGAAAAGAUUAAGAUGAAACUCAACAAAAAAAUCCGGGAGCGUAAGAAAACAAUCUACAGCAGUCUGACAGAGACAAUCGAGGCAAACAUGCAUGACUGCUAUAAAAAAGCAGCAGAAUUUAGGGGACAGGGCUCACUGGAGAAGAUGAGGUACACCAUUGAGAGGCAUGUACUUGAGUCAAAGGACACCAUGUUUGAUCAGGCUAAAGAUCAUAUGUUGAUGCAACUGAAUGACUUGAAGGAGUAUAUCCUGGAAAAACUGGAGAAAACCCUGAAGGAAUCAAUUGAGUUGUCACUCAAGACAGAUGAUUACUCAAUCCCAGAUGUUGCAGCAGAGCUCGACAUGGUGAAGAGACACUACAAUGAACUGAUCGGCAGCCCAGAUGAAGAAAUGUCACUACUUGGCUCUGAUCCACCCGGCCCAUCCGCUGCUCUGAGUCUGUGACUUCAGCAGGUUUGCUCAGUGGAGAGAAGCAGCAGAGGCCUGAUGACCCACUGAAUGUCUCUGCAGGCAUGAGGUCUUGGGAUUGGUUCUCAACCAUGUUCAAGUUUUUAUUCUUGUUCUCUUUGAGUCUUGGUUUGUUGUGUACUUUGACUUUAUUUUUAUUUUAUUUUUUUGCAGAUUACAUGCAGAGAUUACAGAUUUUUUUGGUAGGAAAUUUUUGUCAUUAACUGAUUAUAGUCCAGAGGCAGGUGGCUGAUAUGCAGAGGUCCACAGCCUGAUUCAAACCAGGAACAUUGUGGUUUACAUGGUACAUGUCUAUGCCGCUAGGCCACUAUGAUGCCCCAAAGGUUCUGUUUUUUUAAUGCAUGAACAGUUUUUGUAUGACACAGUUUUUCUGUCAUGAUUUUAUUAUAUGACUUUGGUGUUGGUUGACUGGGAGAGGAGUUCUGCUGAUUUUAUGAUUGUUUAAAUUAAACCUUGAAGCUUGAAUACAAGGUGUAAUUGUAGGAUGGAUUUCACAUAAACUUUAGGUUUUUCAAGUAAUGAUCUUGAAUCAUUAUUUUACCUUCAUGUUCAAAGACAAAACCUUUGUUUACUGCAAAAUAAUUAUUUCUACGUGUUUUCGUGUGGGAAAUAGAAAUAGAUGAGAAAAAAACGACUUUUUGCUCAUUCAGUUAUUUACUGCACUAUUUUUUCAUAGUUUUUCAUUCUUAAAAGUAAUCUGCACUGACUGAAUGUUUUUGAUAUAGUAUAUUGUAUGAUAAAGCUGAUCCUGCCAUCUGUUGCUCCAAGUGACUGACCUGAUGAUUACAAAUUAGCUGACGUAAGAUGUCUUUGUAGUGAUAGUCACAAAUAUAUAAAAACCCUAGAUUUUAGAAAAGUGAAAGAGUUGCUGAAUUAAGCACUAGGCUUUGCAUGGCUGGGAGGCCUUUAAACAUGGCACUUUGGUGAUUGAUGAUUUUUCUUUUUAACAUCUGUAAACUUUGUUGAGGCCAGUCUUUAAGAUUUUUGAACUAUUUACAGUUUGAAGUUCUCUUGACUGUUUCUUUUGUCACCCUUGAUGUUGUGAGUAGAACAGCUUUUAGGGAAGAGUUAUCUGAAUGUUAAAUCUUUACUGUAUUUAUAACAUUAAAUCAAUUUUCAAUGGUAUUGCUGUUAGCUUCUGCACUUUUGAAAUAAAGUACUUUAAGUGUA